Molecule: messenger RNA, 994 nt
Organism: Cuscuta campestris
Lineage: Eukaryota; Viridiplantae; Streptophyta; Magnoliopsida; Solanales; Convolvulaceae
Source: the annotation of a GenBank genome assembly
AGAGACCGACGGAAUAACAUUUUGGGGCUGGGUGACUGAGUCCGUUAGUUUCUUUUUACUCCGUUAUAUACCGUGUAACGGCGUCUUGUGUGUGCUGUAUACUACCUUCUCAUCCGUAAACACACCUAUCGGUGUUUGGAUAUCACGCGCUAUAAUGUCAUUGUCAAUUGGAGGGGCUGCUUCCAAUUCACGCGAUGAAAUUUCCGCUGUAGACGUGACUGGAGCGCUUUUUGCGGCUCUUGGGACAAUCGCUGCAGAUACCAUAGCCGGAGCUCUGGAGAUUUCUGCAAGGAACAAGCAACGACGUAUGGUGGCGCGUGGCUUUGAUGAUUGUGAGUCGGUAGUCGAAAACUCUUCUUUGCGUGCCAAUGUUGGAAUAUUUCUUAUGGUGGUUGCUCAUGGACUCACCUUGGUUUAUGGAAUUUUGUUUUGGCGAAAGGAAGUGCUGAACAAUCUGAUCCGGCUAUAUGUUGCAAUCAUUGCUGCGCUAUCCAUGAAAAAAAAAAAAAUCCAUAAGUCUCGAUUAGAAUACAACAACCAGACUCUAACUACUAUGUUUGGAAAGUAUGGAGAGAUUGAGGAUUUGCGGAAUAAGGAAGAACAACGGUUUGGCGGGCGGCUAAUGGCGAUACCGUCUGCCAUGAGCGAGUGCAUAAAAUUUGAGUUCACCAAGACCGGUGACUAUGAUAUCAUGAUACAAUUUGAUAAUAAUUAGUCUCAUUUAAUAUUAAGGAUACAUUCCCAUUUAUAGAGAUCAUAUGAGAGAAUUUUAAUCAUAGUUGGAGAACAACUAUGUAUUACUGGGGGUGUGGGAGUUUAUUGGAUUGUGAUGGGACAAACUGUGAAGCAUACACCUAAUGGAUCGUGUGCCAUAUCUUACCCUAACUUUCUUUUACUCGGAGGAUUGCUGUGUUUUUUUCAUGCUAUAUUGGCCUCUAUUGGCUUUUUCACCACCUUUGAACGAUUGUACCACGAAUAUAGGCGCUAGAAAAUU